AUGAUUCUGGCUGGAUCAGACCACUUCUUGGCGGUACCUGUGGAAGCGACUGCAGUUUUGGGUGCCGUUGCCGGUUUUAUAGUGCUCCUGCUAGCUCUCUUCCUUUAUCUGUCCCGGAAGUGGUGCUUCACGCCUCCCUCAUCCACCGCGCUUUUCGGCGGAGUCUGUGUGCCUCUCUGUGAUUCCACCAACAGCUCCACAUCUCAAAUCUCGAAAAGCAUAGGGAAGGCAUUCUCCUAUUCAGAUCCAGAAACAAGCUCCGAUUCAGAGGAAGACGCUCUCCGACGAUUAAAUUCACGUUCACUUCCUCCGCCGGAUACGUUGACUAUCCAAGCGGAGGACGGACCAACGACUAUCUUAGAUGCUGGGACUACUUCCAGUAGCUGCACUGAGGAACACUCUCCUGCAGAUCAACAACAGUGCGUGGUGGAAGUUGGGGCUUCUAGCAUUAUACUCGAUAAUCGAGAGCAGGAGAUACAAGUUGAGCAAAAUGAUUCGACGACCAAUGACGUCAUCACAACGAUGGGUACAGUGGUUUCCGAGGAAGUUGGUAGUUUGGAAGUCGCUUUCCUGUAUGAUGCCCCAAUGCGUGAGAUGACAGUUCACGUCUUACAAGGGCGGAAUUAUCCUCCUGGCAUUAAUGGCAGUCAGGUGCGACUAGUUCUGUUACCAUCAAAAAAACAAAGACGUAAGACACGAGUUCGACAAGGGACAUCUCCUCAAUACAUGGAGAGUUUUUUGCUUCCUCGUGUAAAUCCAGAAGAUGUAAAUGCAAUGGGAGUACGACUCAGAGUAUAUCUGUGGGGUGGCAGAAUGAUGCGUCGGGAAAGAUUGCUGGGCGAAGCCAGAGUGUCUUUCGAUCACAUUAAUCUCCAGUUGGAAACGACCCUGUGGUUAACUCUUCAACCCCCACUUUCUUCCUCGGCACAGGAUUGGGGAACCACCAGUAGUCUAACUCGUAGCGAUUCCACGGGAUCUCAACAGUCGGUCCAGUCGUAUGCUUCUCCAGCUAUACCACCUUACGGCAGCAGCAUGAAGGGAGGCAGUGUUGCUGAAAUCCUAAUCGGUUUGGCGUACAACGGGACGACAGGCCGCUUAUCAGUUGAAAUAAUCAAGGGUUCCCAUUUCCGUGGUGGAGGCGGAAACGAUACGAAACCUCCCGAUACUUACGUCAAAUUGGCUCUUGUUGAUACCAAUAAUCAUGAAAUGGGCCGAUCUAAAACUGGUUUAAAACGUGCCCAACCGAAUCCCCUUUAUAAGGAGACUUUUAUAUUUCAGGUUGCGUUGUUCCAAUUGGGAGACGUGACACUCUACCUCUCUGUGUAUAAUCGUCGACGAGGUGGAAUGGGCAGAAAAGGACGGGAAAUGAUCGGCUGGCUCUGUUUGGGUCUUAACAGUUCCGGAUCUGAGGAGCUACAGCAUUGGAACGACAUGCGGAUGGCAAGGCAACCAGUACAAGUGCAACGCUGGCAUUCGCUACUGCGUCCUUGA
Cyphomyrmex costatus is the source of this 1491-nucleotide messenger RNA. It is a transcript of the gene Syt14, whose product is annotated as Synaptotagmin 14. The transcript has 8 exons. Gene Ontology annotation, molecular function: phospholipid binding. Bases 1 to 1491 code for a protein of 496 amino acids. The record is from RefSeq and is a predicted model, not a curated record. Lineage: Eukaryota; Metazoa; Arthropoda; Insecta; Hymenoptera; Formicidae.